This is a messenger RNA of Drosophila hydei, 1706 nucleotides long. It is a transcript of the gene mrn, whose product is annotated as general transcription factor IIH subunit 4. Gene Ontology annotation, molecular function: ATPase activator activity; double-stranded DNA binding. Lineage: Eukaryota; Metazoa; Arthropoda; Insecta; Diptera; Drosophilidae. Gene Ontology annotation, cellular component: transcription factor TFIIH core complex; transcription factor TFIIH holo complex. The record is from RefSeq and is a predicted model, not a curated record. Gene Ontology annotation, biological process: nucleotide-excision repair. The coding region runs from base 63 to 1544 and encodes 493 amino acids. The transcript is spliced from 2 exons.
GAUUACCGGCACGGCUUACAUAUAGACGCGAAAUUGUUAAACAAAUUUGGGCGCAUCGUGCCAUGGCCGAUACAAAAUCCGGCCGUUUCGCGAGCAGCAGCGCUGCUAUAUCACCUCUGGUUCAGAGUCCCGAGAACCUAGAGUGCAAGAACUUUCAGGAAUAUUUACGCACCCGCCAAACACCCGAAACAUUGGAGAAGCUCUACAACUAUCCACCAAUUUGCCUUGCGGUCUAUCGAGAAUUGCCCGAAAUAGCAAGACAAUUCGUAAUUCGUAUACUGUUCGUAGAUCAACCCGUGCCACAGGCCGUUGUCACCUCAUGGGGGGCACAACGUGUGGCCAAGGAACAAAUGGAGGCCACCAGCUGCUUGACUGCCUUGUGUGUAUGGCGCGUGACAGCUAUACCAGGUGGAUUGGCUGCAUGGGAGCUGUCACCCACAUUUAAGAAGAGCGUCCGCCAAGUACUGUUGGGCGGAGGAAAACCUUGGGCUAUGACUAAUACGCUGGAUAAGGAUUCCAAACCACGGGACAUUACGUUCCUUGACUCAUAUGCCAUGUCUCGCUGGCGUUGUGUACUGCAUUACAUGGUAGGUACGGGUGGUCGGAAUGGCGGCACCGACGCCGAGGCUAUCAGUCCAGAUGCCGUACGCAUUCUGCUCCAUGCAAAUCUUAUGAAGCGCGACGAGCGAGAUGGCAUAACCAUCACUCGGCAGGGAUUUCAAUUCUUGCUGCUGGACACACGCGCCCAGGUCUGGCAUUUUAUGCUGCAGUAUUUAGAGACAUGCGAGGAGCGUGGUAUUUCCUUGCCUGAAUGUCUAUCUAUGCUCUUCCAAUUGAGCUUCUCAACGUUGGGACGCGACUACAGCUCCGAGGGCAUGAACAGUCAGAUGCUGACGUUUCUCCAACACUUACGAGAGUUCGGGUUGGUCUUUCAACGGAAGCGUAAGGAGGGUCGGUUUUAUCCCACACGACUGGCGUUAAAUGUAACCAACAAGGAUGCAGCACAGGCCUCCACUACGGCAGAUGAGGAGCGCAUGCAAGAGCGAGGCUACAUUGUGGUGGAGACCAACUAUCGCGUGUAUGCCUAUACAGAUUCACAGCUGCAGGUCGCUGUGCUGGGCCUAUUCACCGAACUGCUCUAUCGGUUUCCCAACCUCGUGGUGGGUGUGCUCACCCGAGAUUCUGUGCGGCAAGCGCUGCGUGGCGGCAUCACAGCCGAACAAAUUGUUAGCUAUUUAGAACAGUAUGCACAUCCCAACAUGAAGCUGGUCGAGUCGGCCAUUCAAUCAAAAUCCUGCCUACCACCCACAGUAGUGGAUCAAAUCAAACUCUGGGAAUUGGAACGAAAUCGUUUCACCUACACCGAAGGCGUUGUCUACAAUCAGUUCCUCUCACAAAAUGACUUCGUAACGCUGCGCGACUACGCCCAAUCCAUCAAUAUGCUGGUCUGGCAAAACGAGCGCACUCGCACCAUGGUCGUGCAGAAGAAUGGUCAUGACGAUGUUAAGCGAUAUUGGAAGAAGUACUCAAAAAGCGGCGGCUAGCGCCAAAGUGUAAUUUAAGCUAACUCGUCUAAUGUUAUAAAUAAGCUAAGUACGUGUCUGAAAGCAGUUGCCCUUUCUAACAAGCACAAAUUCAAUUUCUUAUUCAGGGCAGCUGGACACACGUUCAAUAAUAAAAUGGAAUACCUCUAUAUAUAUAUAUAU